UUGGGACUUCGGGGAACCUAACAAAAAAAAACAUUUUUCUUUUUUACUUUUAAAUUCACUGGCGGCUCUACGUGAUCCGUCGAAACUUGUCGAUUUAUUGCAUAACUCAAAGACUUGUGUAGACCUCACGGUUUAAUAAUUCAGUAUAAAAUGCGGAUUCUGGAAAAAGUUUACGAUGUUCCGGUGGGUGUCAGUGCUCUGGAAAAGACAUCCUGUUUAAAGAACAUCACCCCUGUUGAUAAACUGCGAUGGCACAAAUUCAAUGUUUUGUUGCUGACCUUUCUGAGCUACGCCAGCUACCAUAUGGCUCGUAAGCCCACCAGUGUCGUCAAGAAUGUUCUCCAUCAGAACUGCACCAAUUUGACUCCGGACGAAGGUGUCAACAUCACCGGCAUUGAAGAUACUUGGUGCAGCUGGAGCCCAUUCGAUGGGGAGGAUGCUAGCACACUUCUGGGCGCUUUGGAUUCCGCUUUCCUCUUUUCUUAUGCCUUUGGGAUGUACCUCAUGGGUUCACUUGGUGAACGUAUUAACGUCCGCUACUUCCUUUCGAUCGGCAUGAUGUUUUCCGGAUUGUUUGGCUUUCUAUUCGGUUUGGCGUACUGGACAAAUAUCCACUCGCUGGCCUAUUUUAUCAUUGUCCAGGUUUUAGCUGGUCUAUUUCAAUCUACCGGCUGGCCUGGCUGCGUAGCUGCCGUGGGCAACUGGUUCGGAAAAAGUAAAAGAGGUCUUAUUAUGGGUAUUUGGCGUUCUCACCACAGCAUUGGUAACAUCGCUGGUUCGCUAAUUGCUGGCGCUUUUGUCGAAUAUUCUUGGGGUCUCUCGUUCGCUGUCCCAGCUGCCAUCAUCUUCUCAAUAGGUCUGCUGACCUUCGUCUUCUUGGUGCCUGACCCACGGGCCGUAGGCUGUCCCGUUCCAAUCCACAAUCUUGAAUUGACACCAUCAAAUUCCGAAGAAAUCGUAGCGACAGAAGAUGGGUGCAAAAAAAUCGACGACCAGGAUUCGAUUUCAGUCAGUCGGUCGACCAGCAACAGUUCCCACAAGGAUGAGAAGGAACAGGCCAUUAGUUUCUGGCGGGCGGUUCAAAUUCCUGGCGUCAUGGAAUAUUCCUUCAGUCUCUUCUUCACGAAGCUGAUCAACUACACCUUCCUUUACUGGUUGCCUACCUACCUGAAGGACUCCAGUGACACUUUGGGGAGCCAAGAUGCUGCCAACCUGUCGAUUCUGUUCGACAUUGGCGGAAUAUUUGGCGGAAUCUUGGCUGGACUUUUGAGUGACAUGACGGGCAUGAGCGCUUUCACCUGCGCUGGCUACUUUAUCCUGACCAUUCCUUCUUUGUUCCUUUACCGAGAAUUCGGAGGAGUGAGUCCGGCUUUGAAUGUUUCUUUACUGUUCCUGGUGGGUUUCCUGGCAAACGGCCCGUACGCUCUCAUCACCACGGCCGUCUCCGCUGAUUUGGGGACACACCCCGAGCUGAAAGGCUCUACUCGUGCUUUAGCCACGGUAACUGCUAUUAUUGACGGCACAGGCUCUAUAGGUGCCGCCGUCGGACCUCUUAUCGCCGGAGCUUUGUCCGAUCUUGAAAACGGCUGGGACUAUCUUUUCUAUGCCCUGAUGGUAGCCAGUGCUUUGGGACUACUGUUGUUGACGCGUUUGAUGAUCAACGAAGCCAAAGCCAGGUGCAAGAAGAACAACUGAGAAGAUGAUUCACUCCAAUUAGGGACAACAUGCAAUCAAAAAUGUGAUGAAAUUCUAACUCGGCCUUAUUGACACAGGUUACACGGAUAAGGAAAUAACCAAUUUUCUUAUCGAAUUUUCGUUUAAAAGUCACCAUCAGUGGCGCAAUAUUUUCCCUUAUUAUUAUUUAUAAAUUCAAACUUCCGACUUCAACAUGGGGCUCGUUAUUACAUACGUAGAGUGAUAAUUUAGCUAACCCCAUUAAUGGAAUGUUCAUCCGUUUCGUUACAAACUUUAAAUAUGUCUGUGCAAUAUUUGCCAAAGCAGAAAAUCCCUUUCUUCACUAAAUGUAAUAUUAUUUCCAUAAUUUUGUACCACUCUAUUCCAAAUACAUGAAUAUUACGAG
Messenger RNA from Daphnia pulicaria, 2080 nucleotides. RefSeq names its product glucose-6-phosphate exchanger SLC37A2-like. Gene Ontology annotation, cellular component: membrane. Gene Ontology annotation, biological process: transmembrane transport. The transcript is spliced from 14 exons. The record is from RefSeq and is a predicted model, not a curated record. The coding region runs from base 151 to 1695 and encodes 514 amino acids. Gene Ontology annotation, molecular function: transmembrane transporter activity. NCBI's taxonomy places the organism in Eukaryota, Metazoa, Arthropoda, Branchiopoda, Diplostraca, Daphniidae.